UUCGUCGAGAGAGGAUUGUGAUCAGAGAGCUACAGUGCUGCUAGCACUCAAUCACAUUUUGACAGAACGAUCAUCCAGCAUUGCCUGGACGAAGAAGAAGAGGUCGAGGAAGAAGAAGAAGGAAUGAAGAUCACUCAUCCCAGAGCUUUAAUUCUUUCCAGUGCUCUCUAGAGAGGAUCAAGAGAGAAGUUCAUAUUGUCGUGUGUGUGUGUACGAGUGCUUCUUUCCCUCUUCUGACGAGCAAUUGCGUGUUUGCUAUCAGAAAUGACAGGUUUUACACCGCAAAUGUGAUAAGGCCUGUUCUUCCCUCGCGGCCUUGCUCGCGAGAAACGAAUGGAUUUUGAGCUCCUUUUUCGUGGACCAUCUCCGUCCUAGAAGCUUUUUGGAGCUGCUGGUGUUGUGAUUGGUUGAUGCCAAGAUGUUCCAUCCAUCAAUCUUUCGUUUUUCCUUCCUCUCCUCUCUGGCACAUCUUUGUCACAUCUUUGUCACACUUGACACAACGCUUAGUCCUUUGCAGCAAGCAUAUUUUGUUUUGUGAGGGGUAGCAUGCCAGGCCUUACCAAAGGUUGGUUUUUUUAAUUCUUUCUCCGCUCUCCUCUCGUUUUCUCCUUCCCUGCGAGCAAAUUCUUUUAGAUAUGCACCAAGGUAGAAGCAAACCAUGCAAGAAGAAGAGAAAGAACACAGCCCUUCCUGGCGAGAACAAGUUCAUGAAGUUGAGGUUCACGGUGGUGGUGGCGGACAAGACUUUCUUGGCCUUUCUCGUGCUCAUGGCUAUGGUUUCUAGCACCGCCUCCAAGACCAUUCAAAUCAGUGACGAUGGAAGCCAUGACAAUCUUUCACUUCCAAGUCCAAAUGAUCCAGGAAAGACUUGGAGCAACAGUGGCGAGCUCACAAUUCUGGGCAAAAAACCUGGUUUGGCUGCAAGGUUGAUACUACAUCCACCAGAGACGAGAUUCGCGUUUGGAUUCUUCGCCGCGCCUCGCCCGGCGGGAGCGUUCGUCCUCGCGGUGUUCCUCUAUCCGCACAGAAGCGCGAGGCACCGGCGACGAGUGUGGUGCGCCAGUGAUGACAAGCAAGUGCCCAUCCUUGUCGGCGAGAAUGCCACGCUCGAGCUCCGCCACAACGCGCUGGUGCUGCUAGAUUCGCAACGCAAUCCAGUGUGGUCUUCUUCUUCUUCAUCUUCAUCCUCUUCUUCUUCUUCUUCCGCGACUUCACCACCAUUUUCUUCCAAUUCUUCCUCUCUGGAGCUUCGCAGCGAUGGAAACUUGCUCGUCAAGGACGAGCGCGAUGGCAGCGUCGCGUGGGAGAGUUUCCAGCGUCCCGUGGAUGUUUUACUCCCUGGGCAGGCUCUCGAUCCAGGCAUGCAACUGGUUAGUGGUCCUUACAGGCUUUCCAUGGAAUCCACAGGCCUCGUCCUUUACCACGGGACCUCUCAAGUAUGGACAUGGAGUCUCUGUAGCAACAGGAGAUCUAGCUGCGAUCUCUCUGUCCAUGCCGAGCUGAGUUCCACUGGACUCCAUCUCGUCCAUGGACCACCUCCACCAGGAGCUCCACUUUCCUGUAGCUGUGAUCCUGGAAGCUACGAUCCCAUCAAAGUUUUAAGCGGCCACUCGGCCCUGGCGCUUCUUCUCAGUGAUGCUGGUGUUGUUCACGUCGACGUCGAGUGCUCCGAGAGUGACUCUCUGGUGUCGAGGUCGCAGCGUUUUCUUUCCUCGAGACGCCACAGCUGCCAGCUUUCCGACGGUGAAAGGCCGUGCAGCAUUUGUAGCAAUGCUUCCAACUGUCGGUGCGCGGCCAACAUCGCCACGGAAAACGUCCACAGCUUGCUUGCGAUUUCCAAAAAUGCUAGCGAGAACUCAGUUCAUAGUCAAGGACACAUGCUUGAAACUCGCCGAUCACUCGGAGCUGGAAGAUCACUUCUCGCUAGCCUGUCGUUUCGAAAGCAGCCAGCAACACAAUCUAUCAAGUAUAAAGCAACAGUGGCUCUCUCUGGAUUCCUUGGAGCUGCUGCCUUGGCCAUUCUUGCGGCGCUGUGUGCCGAGAAGAAGCAGCCAGCGAAGGCACCUCAAGCCAAGCCUUCUUCCAAGCCCGAGAUCAAAAACCUCUUCCCAUCGGUUAUCCCGCAAAAGUUCUCAUUCAGCAGCCUCAGAAAGAUCACCGAAAACUUUGCCAAGCAGCUGGGUGACGGCGGCUUUGGAGGUGUGUACGAGGGAUGCCUCAAGGACGGAAGCAAAGUGGCCGUCAAAGUCCUGGAACAAACCUCAACUCAAGGUGAGAAGGAAUUCAAAGCGGAGAUGAAUACCAUGGCUAGCGUCCGUCACGUCAACAUACUGCAACUCAGGGGAUUCUGUGCCGAAAAGAAGCAUCGAGUUCUUGUUUACGACUUUAUGCCAAAUGGCUCGCUGGAUAGAUGGUUGUUUUCAGCUCCAGGAAAAGGAGGUAUCCUUGACUGGCCAAAACGUUUUAGCAUUGCUGUUGGAACAGCGAAAGGACUAGCGUACCUUCAUGAGGAAUGCAACCAGCAGAUUAUUCAUUUGGACGUGAAGCCAGAGAACAUCCUCCUAGAUAACAACUUUGUAGCAAAGGUUGCCGACUUCGGCCUCUCAAAACUGAUCGACAGAGACAAAAGCAAGGUCAUCACCAACAUGAGAGGAACGCCAGGCUACCUUGCUCCAGAAUGGAUGCAUCAGUCCUCCGUCACCACCAAAGCCGAUGUCUACAGCUUUGGUAUGGUGUUGCUGGAGCUCAUCUGUGGACGGGAGACAAUCGACUUAACCAAAGGCUCGGAGCAGUGGUACUUACCGGCCUGGGCCGUCCGCAUGGUGGAAGAAGGCCGAACACUAGAACUGGUUGACGACCGCCUCCAGGAGGAAAUCGAGUACUUUUACGGAGACGAUGCGAAGCGGUCAAUCCGAACAGCGCUGUGCUGCAUUCAAGAGGACCCUGUACAGCGACCGAAGAUGAGCAGAAUAGUACAAAUGCUAGAGGGUGUGGUCGAGCCAAAGAUACCUCAACUUAGCAGACUGCCGAUUCAGCCAGCAACAGCAGCCUCCAGGAUCAAAGAUAAACUUGCAGCGCUCGCAAGCGCCAUCUCCCAGGAAGAAGGAUCGUUACAACCGUUCGGUGGCCCGGUCGGUGAUCGUGCCGGGGACGAUGUAAGUUUCAACGCCUGGGGUCUCAGUGGCGGGCCUGUGGCUGGACAUGCGAGAACGCUACUCAAGGCCAGGAACCAGCCAUGCAUUCCGCCUUGGCCAGUUAAAGGCGACGUUGUGAUUGUCAAAGGGAGUGGAAAAGGUGGGGAGUUUGCUCACGCAGUCAUUCGGGACGUCAAGGUUCGGACGCAGCAAGUGAGGCUGGCACUUUUGGAGAAGGUCGCUGACACAAAAUGGGUGGUUAUGGAGGAGGAAUCGUUAUGGAGGCAAUGGAGCGUAAUGCUGAGGACUCUGGAGUUCUGGGUGCCAGUAAAAUGGACGACACUUCCCGGGUUUGGCCCUCAGAAGUUCCCAGUCGAGUGGACCUCGGAUCAAUGCUGAAACACAAGAAGUUCACGUAAGCACUGUAUUUUUCGGAAGUAAGUCUUGCUUUACCUUUGUUCUCGCGAGCAACUGUUGUACAUCGCUCAUUUUUUUUUUCCUUGCUUCUGUUAAGAGAAAAAAAAACUUGUUAUAUAGUG
Messenger RNA from Selaginella moellendorffii, 3673 nucleotides. Its product is annotated as G-type lectin S-receptor-like serine/threonine-protein kinase SD2-5. The record is from RefSeq and is a predicted model, not a curated record. The transcript has 10 exons. Gene Ontology annotation, biological process: protein phosphorylation. Bases 636 to 3533 code for a protein of 965 amino acids. Gene Ontology annotation, molecular function: ATP binding; protein kinase activity. NCBI's taxonomy places the organism in Eukaryota, Viridiplantae, Streptophyta, Lycopodiopsida, Selaginellales, Selaginellaceae.